CGUCUACCCACUUCGCUCACCAGAUCGCGACGAAUUGGGCGAUUGGAAGGUUUCUCGAUUACGGGUGGAAUAGCAAGAGCAAGAACAAGAUGGCAGAAGCGAGAUGGUCUCUCAAUGGCAUGACCGCGCUAGUCACUGGUGGAACCAGAGGCAUCGGGUACGCAAUCGUGGAGGAGCUUGCUGGGUUUGGGGCCAGAGUGCACACGUGUUCACGCAACGAGAAAGAGCUCAACGACAGAGUGCUGGAAUGGAAGAGCAAAGGGCUCCAAGUCACCGGCUCCGUCUGCGACUUGAGCUCCGUCUCCGACAGAAAGAAGCUCAUGGAGACGGUGUCUUCACUGUUCGACGGGAAGCUCAACAUCCUCGUGAACAACGCGGCUAGCAUCGUCAUGAAAAGCUGCCUGGAUCACACAUCAGAGGAUUACUCGAGCGUGGUUGGCACCAAUCUGGAGUCGCCGUACCAUCUCUGCCAAUUGGGACAUCCUCUGUUGAAAGCUUCGGAACAGGGGAGUGUCGUAUUCAUCUCCUCUGUUGCUGGGUUGGUUUCUUUGCCAAUGGUGUCCGUUUACUCAGCAACCAAAGGUAUCAUACAUAACCAAAUUCAUGACCCUUUUUUCCCAGGGGCAAUCAAUCAAUUGACGAGGAGCUUCGCAUGUGAAUGGGCAAAGGACAACAUACGGACCAACGCAGUGGCUCCCGGUUCAAUCAGGACCACGAUGGCAGAGCCUGAUCCUGAGACGAUCAAAAGAUACACGGGUUUCUUCAACAAGAUUCCGGUGAGCCGAAUGGGAGAGCCGAAGGAGGUGGCUUCAAUGGUGGCGUUCCUUUGUCUUCCAGCUGCUUCUUACAUCAAUGGCCAGGUCAUUGCCGUCGAUGGUGGAUUUACGGCGAAUGGCUUUUAGCUACGACUGAAAAACUAAAAGAAAAAAGGAAACUGUGUAACAAUCCUUUGCUUGUAAAAGCUAUACAUAUAUACAAGAAAAUAAAAGUAAUCAAAACCACCAUUGAACUAUAUUUCUAUGAUUUCAACGAGCUAG
Molecule: messenger RNA, 1037 nt
Organism: Linum tenue
Lineage: Eukaryota; Viridiplantae; Streptophyta; Magnoliopsida; Malpighiales; Linaceae
Source: the annotation of a GenBank genome assembly